AGUGUUAAUUUAAGCAGCAACACUGUAACUAGUUUCAAACCUGCGAAAGGAUAAACAUUGUUUAUUCUACUCUUCAAUUUGCAUAUUAGUUGUGAAUCUUAUAGUGCUUCUAGCUAAAAAUUCUUCCUCUAGUUUAUUGUGCUCGUUAAGUGAAGUAACACCUAAAUCUCGUGUUUAAACAUUACAACCAAACGUAAUAACAACUAUUCGUUGCGAUUACACCGUGCGAACUUUAAAAUUUGUUCAAAUGAGCCUCGAAAUAAUUAACACUGUAGACAAACUGACGCUUUCAGAUCAAAUAGAACAAGAGAAAAUAAGCUUAAAUCUUCUCAGGCAGACAAACUGCAAACUAGAAGAAUCCAUCGACAUUUUAGAGGAUCAGCUGGCUUCAAUUGAAGAUGAAGAUAAUGAAUGGAAGACGAGAUAUUUAAUUCAGAAAGAGAUGAAUGACUACUACAAAAGGGCAUUCUUCUUCUGCGAUCAGCAAAUACCAAAGGCGAAAGCACUUCAACGAACAAUAAACCGUGCUGUUAGAAGGGGCUCAAAAUUAUCUAGCUACAUUGAUCUUGACGAAGAUUCGGUUCAAGAACUUGAGGAUUAUCGUACGUACAUAAUUAAAUUAUGUCGCGAGCUGGAAUCGAGGAUCGAUCAGGAGGGGAAGGCUUAUUACUGGGCUACAGAAAUUCGAAAACGCGCACUCAUUGAAUUAAACUAUACAUAUAUACCAGCACCAGUAAGUAAGCAUCCUGUGGAGAAGAAAGAAGAUGAAAGUGAUAAACUAGUGAGGAAGACACAAAAUCGAACAUUUAAUUCUAAAUAUGGUCUAGGAAGUAAAACAAGUGGAGUGAAGAAACUGCCUCCAAUGCAUUUCUGACCGACAUCGCUGAAAACAUAUAUAAAACUGUGUAUGUUCGAUUAAGUAGAAGAAAUUAAAUAAAUCUUUAGCUUUUUAUUAAACCAAA
Schistosoma guineensis is the source of this 962-nucleotide messenger RNA. The record is from the annotation of a GenBank genome assembly. NCBI's taxonomy places the organism in Eukaryota, Metazoa, Platyhelminthes, Trematoda, Strigeidida, Schistosomatidae.